This is a messenger RNA of Mollisia scopiformis, 1497 nucleotides long. RefSeq names its product MFS multidrug transporter-like protein. The record is from RefSeq and is a predicted model, not a curated record. Gene Ontology annotation, molecular function: transmembrane transporter activity. Bases 1 to 1497 code for a protein of 498 amino acids. The transcript is spliced from 2 exons. Lineage: Eukaryota; Fungi; Ascomycota; Leotiomycetes; Helotiales; Mollisiaceae. Gene Ontology annotation, biological process: transmembrane transport.
AUGGAUGACAAGCCAUACUCAGUCUUCACUCACAAUGAAAAAAAGAUCAUUGUCAUUUGCGCAGGACUGUGUCAGUUCUUCUCUCCGAUCUCAGGUCAAAUAUACUUCCCAUCGCUCGAUGCUAUCGCACAUGAUCUCCAUGUCUCGUAUAGUCUGGUCAACUUAUCAAUCACGACUUAUCUAAUCAUGCAAGGUAUCGCGCCUGCAUUCGUAGGCGGUUUCUCAGACAGCUCAGGGAGGAGACCAACAUACCUGGUCUGCUUCAUCAUCUAUAUGGCUGCCAACAUCGGCCUGGGUGUCCAGAACAACUACGCCGCACUGAUGGUACUGCGAAUGCUCCAGAGCGCAGGUGGCAGCGGCACCGUGGCACUCUCGAACGCAGUGGUGUCCGACAUCGUCACAAGUCAAGAGCGUGGCACUUAUAUUUCAUACAUAUCCAUUGCUCCUCAAGCCGGACCUUCGCUUGGUCCCAUCAUCGGUGGUCUUUUGGGACAGUAUCUAGGCUGGCAUUCCAUCUUCUGGUUCUUGCUUAUCUGCACGGGCGUGAUUCUCAUUCCAGUUGCUCUUUUCUUUCCAGAGACCUGCAGGAAAGUCGUCGAUGAUGGUUUGAUACCGCCUCCUAAAUGGAGCCGUUGUUACAUGAACACAUGGAUCGAGAAAAGACUCAUUGGCGAAGGGAAUGCCAUUCCAUACGAGAAGCGGGACGAGCUCGCCAGAAAGAGGAAGAUCAGAGUCCCGAAUCCUUUGGAGACGGUUAAAAUUGUCUUCACGAAAGAAGCUGGUUUUAUUCUGGGAUAUAUUGGCAUUGUGUGCUGUACUUACUAUGCUACAAUUGCUCUUCUGCCCUCCCAGUUCGGAACAGUUUAUGGGUUCAACCAGAUCCAGAUUGCGCUCUGUUACCUGCCUCUCGGCUGCGGGAGCCUGCUCGCUUCGCUUGUCAGAGGAAGGAUCAUCGACUCGAGAUACAAAGUUCACGCCAAACGUCUGAAUAUGCCACUGGAAUACAAUCGUCGUGUCGAUCUGAGCAAUUUUCCUAUCGAGAGGGUGCGCUUAGAGGUCGCGGUCCCCACUUUAGCUCUCGGCACAGCGUGCACCAUCGGGUUCAGGUGGAUGAUUCAAUACAAAGUCAAUCUUUCCGGUCCAUUGAUCUUCCUCUUCGUCAUCGGCUUCUGCACCAGCUCAUCGUUGAAUAUCGUCGCUGUUUUGCUCAUCGAUAUCUAUCCCGGCAGCGCUGGUUCGGCGGCAGCGGCUAAUAAUCUUGUUCGUUGCUGGCUAGGUGCUGGAGCAACCAGUGGUGUGGUGCCUAUGAUCAAUAAGAUUGGGAUCGGGUGGACAACUACGUUCUUUGGCCUUCUGAAUGUUGUGUUUGCUCCGAUCCUAUGGUAUGUCAUGAAGAAUGGUCCGAAAUGGCGGCGCGCUACCAAGAAGAGGAAAGAGAGGGAGCAAGCUAAGCGAGACGCGAAGACUGAUGUGGGAGGAGAAAAGGGGGGCCAAUGA